Molecule: messenger RNA, 438 nt
Organism: Suillus subalutaceus
Lineage: Eukaryota; Fungi; Basidiomycota; Agaricomycetes; Boletales; Suillaceae
Exons: 4
Coding region: 1-438 (145 amino acids)
Source: RefSeq, a predicted model, not a curated record
AUGAACCUACUGGUCCUGGACGAUGGCGUCAAAGAGGCCAUCCACCUCUAUCCCUCUCUUUCAGUAAUGCGUCCUGAGCGGUGGCUUUCAUACCUUAUUGCUGCUCCAUCGCAAGCACAAGAUGCGAACUGUUCAUUGGAUGGGGAAGAUGCUGCAUCCACGUCGAGAUCUGCUGUUCUGUGCGUCAAGGAUAGUGCGCGGUUUCCUAGUGUGCUCCAACUUCCAUUCCUGCAUGCCAGUUUUUCAAUCCUUCGCAUGUCAUACCCGGAAUCAAAACGAGUUCUCGCAACGCUCGUACUUUGCACUUCUCGCUCUCAACGGAACGGAAUGCACAAGGUCAUGCGAAGGAAAUUCAGCGGAAGCUACGGGCAUUUCAUAUUAACGCCACAGGUGCCGCUGGAUUUGCGGUUGGUGAAAAAGGAUUAUUUUAUUUGGUAG